Messenger RNA from Pogona vitticeps (central bearded dragon), 3074 nucleotides. Lineage: Eukaryota; Metazoa; Chordata; Lepidosauria; Squamata; Agamidae. The record is from RefSeq and is a predicted model, not a curated record.
AGGGCCGAAGAGCACAGGGGAAUUAAUUAUUUUCUUAUAUUUUUCUAGCUGGAGAAAUAGUACAGAGCGUCUUCACAGGAAAAUGGGACCUAAGACACCAAAAGCUUCAGGAAGAACCCGAUCAAUGUGAAGACAACCUUAAUGUAGCUUCUGCAGGGCUGGAAAUACAGCAACAGAAACUCCAACAUGUUCUCCCUGCAGGCAUAGGCUCACAGAAUGCCACAUCUGGAAAACAAGAAAGCGUAAGACAGAAGCUGCAAGAACCUUCCCACCACAGCGACGGCAUACAAAUUAUCCCUGGAGGGCAACAGAAUACAAGACAACACAUGCUCCACGACGUUCCCCUUGCAGGCGAAGGCCCACAGAAUGCCACAUCUGGAAAACAACAAAGUGUAAGACAGAAGCAGCAAGAACCUUCCCACCACAGUGACGGCAUACAAAUUAUCCCUGGAGGGCAACAAAAUACAAGACAACAACACAAACUCCAAGACGUUCCCAGUCAUAGCCAAGACAAGCAGGAAUAUCCCUUUUCUAGCAUGAACCCUUAUGCUGGUCUUGUGGAUUGCUUGCGUGCUACCUGGCUAACAGGAAAGACACGUCCUAUGGAGUAUCGGAAAGAGCAGCUGGAGGGGCUGAGUCGCUUCGUGGAGGAGAGGAAGACAGACAUCCUGCACGCCCUGCAUGAAGACCUACGCAAACCUGUUUUUGAGUCAGAGCUCUCUGAGAUUUCUAUCGUGCAGAAUGAGGUGAACAAUGCCCUCAACAACCUGAGCUAUUGGAUGAAGGAUGAAUCCGUGUCCAAGAACAUGGCCACCACAAUGGACUGUGCCUUCAUCCGCAAGGACCCCUUCGGUGUUGUGCUCAUCAUUUCAACCUAUAACUACCCCAUCAACCUCUCCUUGGUGCCUCUGGUGGGGGCCAUUGCAGCUGGGAAUUGUGUGAUUCUCAAACCUUCAGAGCUAAGUACCUGCACAGAGAGGCUUCUCGCUGACGCACUGCCUUGCUAUCUUGAUCCGGAAACUUUUGCUGUGGUAACAGGUGGCCCUGAAGAGACAACUAAAUUGCUGGAGAACAAAUUUGAUUACAUCUUUUUUACAGGGAGUCCCCGUGUGGGAAAGAUCAUCAUGUGUGCAGCCACCCAAAACCUGACACCGCUGACUCUGGAACUAGGGGGCAAAAAUCCUUGCUAUGUGGACCAGUGCUGCAGUUUCCAGAAUGCUGCCAACCGGAUAGUAUGGGGAAAGUUUUUCAAUGCUGGCCAAACUUGCAUUGCACCAGACUACGUGAUCUGUACCAUUGAAACACAGGAGAGGCUCAUGCCCUGCCUGCGCCAGGCCAUCCGUGAGUUCUACGGCUGCAACCCCAGAGAUUCUCCUGACUUCGGGCGCAUGAUCAACGACAAGGAAUUUCAGCGUGUCCGAGCCUUGCUGGAGUGUGGUCGGGUGGCCAUCGGUGGAGAGACAGAUGAGUGUGAUCGUUACAUUGCCCCAACAGUGUUGGCUGAUGUAAAGGAAUGGGAGCCUGUCAUGCAAGAGGAGAUCUUUGGGCCCAUCUUGCCUAUUAUCACUGUGGAUGACGUACACGAGGCCAUCCGAUUCAUAAACUGCAGGGACCGCCCACUGGCCGUCUAUGCCUUCUCCUGUAAUUGCAAGGUUGUGAACCAUGUAUUGGCUUGUACCAGCAGUGGUGGCUUUUGUGGCAAUGAUACCUUGAUGCACACAGUACUGCCCUCUCUACCAUUUGGUGGCAUUGGAUGCAGUGGCUUUGGCAAAUACCACGGCAAGUUCAGCUUUGACACCUUCACUCACCAUCGUGGCUGCCUAUCACGCUUCAUCGGCCUGGAGGUCCUCAACACCAUCCGCUACCCACCCUAUGCUGAGCGCAACCUGGGGCGGCUCCUGUCUGCUCUUGAGGUCAAGCGCAAGGGCAUGUGCUCACUGAUGUGAGCCUUUUGCCUUGCGCAGGCCUCUUGUGGUCCAGGAGCAGCUAUGAAGAGCAGACCUGCUGAGGAGGAGGCUUGUUUCUUCAUGUGUUGACCCUGGGAUCUUGACACACCUCUUAGAAAGCCCUUCAAAGAAUUCUUCCUUCUGAAAAAGAUGUGCUUCAUAAUUUUAGUUCCUCACCCCAUGUCUUGCUCUCUUUACCAUAAACCAUGACAGUACUCACCUAUGCUGAAAAUUUAGAUCAAAAGCAGGGAAUGUGUGGCCAUCUAACUGUUAAUGAAUGUGUUCCCAUCAUCCUUCAGCACUGGCUGUUCUGCCUGGGGAUGAGGGUUACUGGGGUCCAGUAACAUAUGGAUGGACACAUGUUCCUCUGCUGUGAUUGGGUAGUUUUAUCAGAACAAUUUUGUGUUGCUCUGUAACUCUUUGCCAAGAGGUUGGCUGCAGAACACACACACACUGUUCCUACACUUAGAACCACCUACUUUAAUUUAACUGAACAUGUGGCUUCUACCCAGAGCUUAAUUACCCUCUUAACAGUUUUAUGAAGCGAAUUCUGAUUUUAUGUCCAUGAGCACUAUACUUUUGUAGUUUUAGAAUAUUUUUGUAAAGACUGAUUAAAAGUGCUCUACCUGUACACUAGAGUGAUCUCCCUCAUCAGUGCAAGAAAUGCAGGGUACUGAAUGGACUCUAAAGAGUGAUGAAACUAUUCUUGGCUGAAUAUACUGAGGUUAAACCAAUUCAAAAAACAUACCUAUAUCAAAUAACAUACAAUUUAUCAGUGAUGCAGUUGACCUGUCUCUCCAACAUGCCCUUUUUAGCAAAUAGCAAUUCUUCCAACAUCAGCUUCUGUACAGUAGUCAUAUUCUUAACUCCAUACGCAAGGGCAGUUCUUUGAUCUGAAAAGGUGGGAUGAGAUGUCCCCCUACGUGGAUCAUGCAUUGCUAGAUUCCUUGACAUAACAAUAAUCUCUACACUAUGCAAUCUUAGUUGUGUUUACUCAGAAGUAAGUCCUAUCAAUUCAAAGGGGGUUUCUAGCAAUUUGUUAAGAUUGCUGACUUACUGACAUUUCCUGUGCAAUCCUGUGUUUUGCCAGUCAGUGUUUUCCUUCUGUAAUAAAGAUCUUGCAUUAUA